CUAAUGCUGUACCUACAUUCUGCACUUAUUCGUUAGUUGUACAUAAUAGAUUCGCCUCUAAUUGUAGUUAAUGGGUGAGGUGUGCCCCACUAUGGUUCCAUUUCAAUGGUUGUGCACUAAACCAACAGGUGAUGGUAUACGAUCUGGUUAGUCAACACGCAAGAGACCUCGCGGUGUGGUAUGUGACAGUGGAACGGUUCCAUAACGUGCUUUCUGCACCUUCUGUUACCUUUGUUGCUUUUCAAUUUGGAAUUUGUGAUUCUGUGGUGCUUUGAAAGUGAUAGUGAAAUGACAUAGUUGAAACAUUGAACGCUCUUUGUCACAAUGACUAUAACUUAUACUAAUUAUGUUCCCAAUGGGAGCACUUUUGGAUGUUUUUGGAAAGUCUUAUUACUAUGGAAAGGAAGUGUGUACAAAUUAGUAUGGAGGGAACUCCUAGCCUAUUUACUAUUAUAUUAUACAAUAAUGAUAACUUAUAGAUACUUGUUAUAUGAAGAGCAGCAAAGAAUGUUUGAGAAGGUGAUACGUUACUGUGGAGCUCAGACAGAAACUAUUCCAAUGUCAUUCGUAUUAGGUUUCUAUGUAACAUUGGUAGUGGGGAGAUGGUGGGACCAGUAUAAAUUAUUACCCUGGCCUGACACCCUUUGCCUUUUUUUAAAUGCAGGGAUCCCAGGGUCGGAUGAAACUCAAAGACUGAUGAGGCGAAAUAUCAUAAGAUACGUUAUAUUAGCCUUUGUGAUAACUAUGCAGAGGAUAUCGCUCAGGGUGAAGAGGAGAUUUCCUAGUUGGCAACAUGUUGUAGAUUCAGGUCUGAUGUUAGAAAAUGAAAAGAAAAUAUUCGAUCUCAUGGAUGCCAAAACUCCUAUGUCCAAGUAUUGGAUGCCUUUGGUAUGGGCAACAAAUAUAAUAAACAGGGCAAGAAAAGAUUCUCUCAUAACGAGCGACCACAUUGUACAAACGCUACUUUUGGAGCUGUCAGAUAUCAGGAGGAAAUGUGGUGCACUGAUCGGAUAUGAUUUGGUCAACGUUCCCUUGGUGUACACGCAGGUCGUAACACUAGUGUUAUACACUUAUUUCAUUGCUGCACUAAUUGGGAAGCAACAACCGAUCAUUCCAGGUGCCACACACGACGAAGAUGACUUUUUCUACUUUCCCUUAUUCACUGCACUGAGGUUCUGCUUCUUCUUUGGCUGGCUCAAAGUAGCAGAGGUGUUGAUCAACCCAUUUGGCGAAGACGAUGACGAUCUCGAAUUGAACUGGCUUAUCGACAGACAUAUCAAGGCAAGUUACAUGAUUGUCGACGAAAUGCACGAGGAACAUCCAGAGCUCCUGAAGGAUCAAUUCUGGGAAGAAGUCGUGCCGAAGGAACUUCCGUAUACCGUUGCCUCUGAACAUUACCAGAGGGAAGAACCGAAGGGUUCAGCAGACCACUACAAAAUCAAAGCACCCGAUGCUCUCUAUGCCAACUUGGACAUUCCAAAGAAAUCCAUGGUGGACGACAUGUAUGCAGAUUAUGAAAGUGUCGAUACCCCCAUUCAACCAAGAAAGGGUUCGAUGAAUUGGUUCCAGAGGCAAAUAUCACGAACAGGUAUGGGAUCCAUAAGAUCUGCCUCGACUGCUUAUUCCUCUGGAGGAAUUUUCACCAGACCUAGAGGAAACUCGGUGUAUGCUGAUCCUGAGAACGGACAUCUUCCUGGUGUUCCAGUUGGUCAUAAGAUGUCGAUCUAUGAUCGAUUAGUAGGAAGGAAAUCUGAAAAGAAUCAGAGGCAUAGAACAGGAAGCAGAUCUGGAGCUUCAUUGGCCGUGAAGACCAGACCUAGAAUACCAACUCCAGAUGUCACUAAGGAAAUCAUGGAGAGAGAAACUCGUUUCAAUGUUACAACUGCUCCAUCGAAUCUGAAUCAACUGAGCCCUGGGGUUAUAAUGCCACAGCAACUACAGCAAGGUUAUCCGUAUGGUAAUGGUGAAGGUACAAUAGUCCAAGUAGUCUUAUCACCAAUUCAAGAACUGGACGGCACUGGAUCAGUCAACAAUACUCUCCAUGCCAAUCAACCAGGAACUGCAGCUCUUGCCCAAGCAAUACUAUCCCCCUCACUGGGACCUGUCAACGUUCCCAUGACAGUCUCCCAAUUAGCCUCAUUAGGUUUAUCUUCAGUCAACAAUAGUCCUAUGUCCACAAGACAUUUCCGAAUGGAGAACAGAAGCCCAAUGUUCACCUCAAAUUUCGAGAGAAUAUUGAACGACAAACCUUCGAGUCCAAUCCAAGGUUUGACCAUCACAGAACUACCUACCACACCCAUCGACAAAGAAAAGGAUGUGCUGAGAGAUAACGGUACAGUCAGUAGCACAGAAAGCAACUCUUCCAAAUCUUCACACAGUUCAAAAGAGAGCAAAAGUACAGAAGCUACAGCCUCAUUGAAGAACUUCGAGGUUGGAAAGGAGCAUCAAGAUGUUCUCUCGAUCACUCCAAGUGCUUCUGCACCCACAUCGUUGACUGCCUUGGUCUCCGAUGAUGUCAAGAUUAGGAAAACUUCCGUUGUCUCAACGAAUUCUCCUAAGAGGGGAGAGGUAUAUGUUUGAAAUUUGGAUCGUUCAGUGAUUACGUGUUUUAGUCAAUAAUGAAAUAAUGUGCCUUAAUACUUAGUUACGAUACCGGAUGUGGAGUGAACAAUAUUUAAUUCGUUUCGGGGACACUGAAUAUCGGGGGAGUUCAUCUUGUUUUUUAUUGGAGACUGUUGAUUAAUAAAAUAUGAAGAAACAUUUAAAGUUAUCCACAGAUGGAAACUAUUUCUUAAUAAAAAUUACCAGGUGCAGCUUUCGUCAUCUUUCAUCCUAUAAUCUAUAAUAAAUUGUUUUUUCGGAUUGACUAUUUAUAUUCUAUAAUUAUUCUAUUUCUUAUCUUUCUGUAACGGAGUUGGAGUUUGAUUCAGAUGACGUUAUCUGUAACGAUUUCUCAACAGAGGCUCCAAAUGUUAGUAUCAUUUUCAUAAUCACGGUAGAACAAUGUCCAUUCACUCCUUUAUUUACUUCGAUAUUUCUGUGAUUGUGUGUUUAAAAUGAAUAAUUUAUGAACUUUUCAUGUGAAAGCUAUUAUUACUAGAUGCACUAAGGUGAAUUAUUAAAUGAAUGGAUAGUUUUAUCAAUGUUUUAGUGAAAUAUUGGAUUAUAUUUAUGGAACUGAUUGUUUUCCUUACUUUUUCAAUAUGUUCUGAAUUGUGAAUAUGAAAUAAAAAUUCUUUCUUAGGUAAUGAUCUGUUCUAUUUUUAUCAAUAAAUGUAUAAGGGAGUUUUGAAGUGAAAUUAACCAGGUUCGGAUGUCUGAACGACAAAUUCUCAGUCAGUUCAUUGGAAUUAGUCUCACACCAUUGACAUUUUGAAAGAAAAAAAAUUAGGAUUUCCGCUGACAUAUUACAGGAAGUGUGAGAGGGCCAUAGCCAGUAUCGUAAAGAACAUCCAACAUUCAAAAAUUAUCAAAUUGUAAAUAUUCAAAAUUUUAUUUAAUUAAUCCGUAUAGGUAAAUCAGUUUGAACCUAAAUAGUAAAUAUAAUUAGUAUGACUCUACAGGGUGAGUCUUUGAUUUGUACAUAUAUUUCAACCGAAAAUUCUAAAGGUCAAAAGAAACACUUUUUUCCUUUAUCUACUAUUUUUUCCGAUUUGAUUUUUUUUUCACUUAGUAUAGCGGGCAUUUUGGAGUCCGGACUUUGAUGGAAUUUUAUGUUCGGAAGAGAUCAUCACAUCAAUAAAAACGACAUCCCGACAAUCAUUUCCUUCGAUUCCAUUUGCGAGAUAUAAAUUAAUUUUUAAUGGAUUUUCAACAGCCUGUAUCUUUUCAACCGAGCCGAAUCGAAAAAAAUGGUAAGGGUAUAAAGUUUUGACCUCAGGGAUCUUCGGUUGAAAUAUUUGUACAAGUAAAAGACUCACCCUGUAUAGGUAUUUAUACUUUCGAAUGAAAUAUGGGAUAUCCCAAGGUACCACUGAAAUUAUGGUUUAUAGUGAUCCUGUAUUGUAUGAUUAUAACAUCACCUACUGUAAAGGGUGUUUUUUUUUAGAGCUAUAAACUUUAAAUUGCAAUAAAACAACGAUGGAUUAUUCGA
Messenger RNA from Harmonia axyridis, 4093 nucleotides. RefSeq names its product bestrophin-2 (gene Best2). The record is from RefSeq and is a predicted model, not a curated record. Gene Ontology annotation, molecular function: chloride channel activity. The transcript is spliced from 11 exons. Lineage: Eukaryota; Metazoa; Arthropoda; Insecta; Coleoptera; Coccinellidae. Bases 325 to 2580 code for a protein of 751 amino acids.